This is a messenger RNA of Symbiodinium natans, 1080 nucleotides long. The record is from the annotation of a GenBank genome assembly. NCBI's taxonomy places the organism in Eukaryota, Dinophyceae, Suessiales, Symbiodiniaceae.
AUGCCGAAGUACAGCGAGAUGUCGGGUAGGGUCGAGAACCUUCCCGGGCACAAGCCCUUGGACAAGUAUGACCUGCCGGAGUGGUGCGCGCACCCUCUCAGGGAGCCAGCAGCGCAACCCAACAUGCUCAUCUUUCCGGGCGAGCAGACUCACUAUGCUGGGAUGUUGGCUGCCUGCCAGAGCGUGCCCCAGCUGCAGGAUAUGGUGGAGCUGGCGAGCGAGGCCUUUGACUUCGACGUCCAGCGAGUGCUGGAGGAGUGCGGCCCCGAGGACAACGCCGACCGCACGGACCGCAGCCAAAUGCUGGCCUACGUUGCCGAUUGCGUGGCUUUCGAGCUCCUAAAGCAGCAUCAGCCGGACGUUGCCCUAAAACCACGCGCGGUGGCUGGCUUCUCGGUUGGUGAGGUGGCUGCGCUUGUGGCUGCCGGGGUCAUGUCGUACGACCAGGGCCUCAUCAUUGUGAAGGCACGUGGGGAGGCCAUGCAGCAGUGGGCAGACGAGGAGGACAUGGCCGCCGUUGCCGUUUUUGGCAUGGACGAAGAUCAGCUGCUGAAGCUGUGUAGCCGUGUGAACCCUAACAUGCGUGCGCCAUCACAGCAGAAGGUUUUCAUCGCAUAUUGCUGGGGUCGCCGUGGCUUCGUGUGUGCUGGACAGCACAGUGCCGUCAUGGAGCUGCAGCACCUGUUGCAGCAGUCGUCAGGCGAAGCUGUCUUUACACAGGUGCUGCCGGAGCACAAGCAUGCCGGGCACACCCCAUUGGCUUCUAGGGUGGCAGAGGAGGUGGAAGAAGCCAUCAACAGCAUCCCAAUGAAUGCUCCCACUUGCGAGGUCUACUUCAACACGGGCUACCGUGUUGCGGCUGGUGAGGACCCAUCAGUGUUCGUUCCCUACUUGCUGCAGCAGCUCACAAUGCCGCUCCGCUGGGACUUCAUUAUCCAGACGAGCCUUCAACGUGGCAUCCGUAGGUUCUUUGAAUGUGGCCCUGGUCAAAGCUUGAAGGAGUUGAUGAUCUUCAACCCCUCCAGCACUCCCACGCAGACCAUCCGGCCGUACGAGCUCACGACCAGCUUGAAAGUCUGA